Messenger RNA from Prunus avium (sweet cherry), 1456 nucleotides. Its product is annotated as Radical SAM superfamily protein. Gene Ontology annotation, biological process: rRNA base methylation; tRNA methylation. Gene Ontology annotation, molecular function: RNA methyltransferase activity; iron-sulfur cluster binding. The record is from RefSeq and is a predicted model, not a curated record. NCBI's taxonomy places the organism in Eukaryota, Viridiplantae, Streptophyta, Magnoliopsida, Rosales, Rosaceae.
GUUUCGGAGUUCUUCAAACGCUUUUCCAUGCACGAUUUCACAACAGAGCCAUAAGCAACACUUCGUCCCCGCCACUGCAACACCCAGCCGACGCUCAAAAUUAUGCAAAGUGGAAAAAAUACGAUGUCGUUUCGAUCAAUCUUCGACGCGGGAGAGCUGAAAUCAGAACUGGAAAAGUCCGGGGUCAAGCCUAGCUUUAUCCCCUACAUAUGGAAGCAGGUGAUCCAAAACCCCGACGCCCAAUUGGACCAAAUUCCGUCUUUACCCUCCGCCGCGUACCCUCUUCUAACCUCAAAGUUCAAAACCCUUACCUCCUGUGUCCACUCGGCCAUGAAUUCCUCAGACCAACUCACCACCAAGCUCCUUAUAAAGCUCCAGAAUGGGGCUCUUGUGGAGGCUGUGAUUAUGAGGUACGAUACCCGCUUGGGAAAGUACAAUGGGAAGCCCCGCCCUGGUGGAAUGAGAUCCACCUUGUGCGUAUCAUCUCAGGUUGGUUGCAAAAUGGGUUGCACAUUCUGUGCCACUGGGAGUAUGGGGUUUAAGAGUAAUCUGACCUCGGGGGAGAUUGUGGAGCAACUGGUUCAUGCUUCUCGUAUUUCGCCUAUACGCAAUGUUGUUUUCAUGGGAAUGGGGGAACCAUUGAAUAACUAUGGCGCCUUAGUGGAAGCGAUUCAUGUCAUGACUGGACCACCAUUUCAUUUGUCGCCAAAGAAAAUUACUGUGUCCACGGUUGGCAUUAUUCAUGCUAUCAAAAAGCUUCAUAUUGACCUUCCAGGGCUGAAUUUAGCAGUUUCACUGCAUGCCCCUGUACAAGAAAUUCGUUGUCAGAUAAUGCCUGCAGCUCGAGCUUUUCCUUUAGUAAAGCUUAUGGAUACACUACAAGAAUAUCAAAAGAACACUCAGCAAAAGAUCUUCAUUGAGUACAUAAUGCUUGAUGGAGUGAAUGAUGAAGAGCAAAAUGCACACCAGCUCGGGAAAUUGCUAGAGACAUUUCAAGUGGUGGUUAAUCUAAUACCCUUUAAUCCAAUUGGUGAUCUGAGUAAGUUCAGCACCAGUAACGAAGAGAAAGUAUCGAGUUUCCAGAAAAUCUUACGAGGUACUUAUGGCAUCCGAACAACAGUUCGUAAGGAAAUGGGUCAGGACAUAAGUGGAGCAUGUGGGCAGUUGGUUGUGAACAAGAGGUCAAUUGAGAACACAGUUCUCUUAACUGAUAUAGAAGAUCUUCAGGCCAGAUAGGUCUCUUCUUGCCACAGGAGGUGUAAUGCCAUCAAAGUAAUCAACACUGCUCUGCAGGACAAUUUGUCUUCUUGUAAUUUUGACAACUUUGUAAUUCAUUCUGUUAUUUUUGUGGUUGCAGAAGCAAAAUUUCUUUUGUAAUUUCAUCCUAUUAGUUUAAAAUCUUCACUAGAUACACCUAAAACCUUUUCUUUGAACUUUUUCCAAUUAUCUCACCAAA